Messenger RNA from Periconia digitata, 723 nucleotides. The record is from the annotation of a GenBank genome assembly. NCBI's taxonomy places the organism in Eukaryota, Fungi, Ascomycota, Dothideomycetes, Pleosporales, Periconiaceae.
CCAUCGCCAACCUACCCACCUACUAUCUAUCCCACCAAACUCGGGUCCCCAACGAAUCAAUUGAAAAAAACGACACCAAAAAAAAAAGAUGUGGAGAGCUACUACCCCAUACCCAACACCCAACACCCCGUAACCACCGCCAGAUCCAGACCGGGCCCAAAAAAAGACUCAACAACAGCGCAGCCGCACAGUCUCUCUCUCCAACCAAACAAAACAAGACAAUCGCUCGUAUCUGAUCUCGUUUGGCCCUUGAGAGGCUGGCCUUCGCGCCCUGUCAUGCAAGUCCUGCGUGCAUACGAACGCUUCACCCCCUGCCAGAGCGCCUCAAAACGCACGUGUUUUCCAUCAACCUUUUUUAAACAUCCUCAUCAAUGCAUUGGCGUUAUUACGCGCAUCUCAGACGAAGUCAAUCAAUCUCGCCUCGCUCUCCUCCUGCUUUCGCUCUUCUCUUUUGAGUUAGGCUCUAGGAGACAAGAGAGGCCGGCGGCGCUUGGACUCUUCUUUUCUCUUGUCUCUCGUCGUGUUUUUCGCCACUCUUGUUCGUUCCGUGAGCUUGUUCUCUUGGUAUCUAUGGUUUUGUUGGAUUUAGGGGUCCAUGGUGUGUUUCCUUGGAACAUGGUUUUUUGCCCCCUCCUCUGCCCUUCCAUUCACCCUUCUCACCUGCAACUUGUUUACUUGGGUCAAAGGGAAAGGGGAUGGAGAGUUGUACCACUCAAUAAAUGA